CUGCAUACUUGUCUUCUACGCACCCAUUCCUUUUCGACGCUGCGCCCCCAACGAGAGCGACAACCCGCCCAUAAUCCUACGACGACUCGUUCAGAAGGAGCACCAAUAACCAACCCUCUAACUAGCCUCAUUGCUGACCGCAAGAACAAGCUGUGAUGAUCAGUGCGACCGCCUCAGCCUCGUGGUGAUGACUAUUAAUGGGCCGAGUGCUCCUGCAGGACGAGUUUCCCCAACACUCGAGCGCAGCACACGAACAAAGCCAUGGUGCAAUUCCGAUUACUACACCGACUUUUCCGUCGGAAAUCCCAUUCCCUGCCCGGACCACCCGAAGGACCAUCGCAGCAAGCCUCAGCAGUAACAGCGACAGCCCCGGUUCAGGUCGAACCGGUGCCGGCAUCCCCGCUUAUCAACCCGGUGGCCAACUGGUCGCGUGCCCUGCUGAACUCGACCGGUCUCGCCGCCUCCACAUGCCAAGUCGCCGGGGAUCUUUCCGAUCCGAGCCGAGUGCCCAUCCUGCCCCCGGACUAUUCGUCCCUCGUCCCUCGAACCAGCAACAGCAACAGCAACAGCAACAGCAACGGCGACGAUGUCUUGUUCCCAGUCAUCCACCCCCAGGUCCAAAGCCCCUUCUUCUUCCGUCUUCCCCCCGAGAUCCGCCAUUUGAUCUACCUCUACGCGUUCGGGGACCGCCGCGUUCACAUCGACUUCGAUUUCCACCCCGCCAAGGCCCAAUGGAGCUGGUGGCAUCGUGUGUGCGAUGACCCGGUCCAUUGCCCGGAUAAGGAGGACCCGUUCGUGUGCCCAGAAUAUGAGGGCGCCGAGGAGGCUAUGUUGAAGCUCGGGACGAGCGCCUGGGUCAAGAACGGGUUCGAAUAUAAGGUGGAUGCCGUGAGUUGGCUUCAAUCUUGUUGGAGGGGAUACCUGGAAUCCCUGUCGGUUUUAUAUGCCACGAAUAGCUUUGUCCUCACCCACGGCAUUGAUCAGCUCUUCCGUUUCUCACGCAUCUUGCCCUCGCAGCAUCUCGCGUUGAUUACCACGCUGAUUAUCGAGAUUGAUGUUUACCGGGCGUCCAAAGGCCCACCGGAUAUGGAGCCGGAAUUUCGGACGUUCUAUGACGCGUUUUUCGGUCUGUUAUGUCGGUCGCUACCCGGUCUCCAGGAUCUCAGGCUAUCGCUUGCGGGACUGCCCAAUCGGGGCGGGCGCGGGAUCGAAUGGUCCCAGGAAGGGGAGUGGCAGUGGAUUGGGCCGUGGGAGGCCCUGGCGCAGAGCCGGCGGUGGAAGAGGUUAGAGAUUGCGGUACCGAAGACGUGGAUUGGGGAUUUCGAAGGGGUGGUGGAGCGGAGGAGUCGGUUGGAGGAAGGGAGAAGGUAUCGGCUUGUGGCUGGGGUGGAUCUGUACCCCAGGGGGUGGUGA
Messenger RNA from Aspergillus heteromorphus CBS 117.55, 1413 nucleotides. RefSeq lists its product as uncharacterized. The coding region runs from base 262 to 1413 and encodes 383 amino acids. The record is from RefSeq and is a predicted model, not a curated record. NCBI's taxonomy places the organism in Eukaryota, Fungi, Ascomycota, Eurotiomycetes, Eurotiales, Aspergillaceae. The transcript is spliced from 2 exons.